Dermacentor albipictus is the source of this 1787-nucleotide messenger RNA. Its product is annotated as innexin inx2-like. Gene Ontology annotation, molecular function: gap junction channel activity. Gene Ontology annotation, cellular component: gap junction; plasma membrane. NCBI's taxonomy places the organism in Eukaryota, Metazoa, Arthropoda, Arachnida, Ixodida, Ixodidae. The record is from RefSeq and is a predicted model, not a curated record. Gene Ontology annotation, biological process: phototransduction.
CCGGAGCCUUUCAUUUCGUAUUGGCGAGGGGUUGGGUAUCGUGGCGGGCGGGGGUGCUGCGUUCUGUAACCGGUUUCCAAGCGCCGUCACUUGCCUCCGCGGCAGCGGCAGCAGUAGAGCGCCGUCGUCCCAGCACACUACUUGCCCGUCAGCCCGUCGCCCCGGCGAUCGGCCGCGGCGUUCACUUGUCCGACAUAGAGCUCGUCAUGGUCACGUGAGGGCUGCCGUUGGACACCACGAGACAACGGGCGCUGGCCAUCUUUUGAUAGACACAGCCGCAGUUACUGCGCUCGCUCGCGCGCCUACCUUGCUGUAAGACCGCGUUGAAACACCAAGAGGCAGCACCAUGUUUUACAUGCUAGUUGCCCCGCUCCACCGAGCGGUCAAGAUCAAUCGCAUCGUUCUCGACAACCAGAUCUUCCGCCUACACUACAAGGCGACUUCACUGCUGCUGCUCAUGUUCAGCAUCCUCGUGACCAGCACGCAGUACUUCGGCGACCCCAUCGACUGCAUCCAGCACGACUCGGUGCCGGCGAAUGUCAUCCGAACGUUCUGCUGGAUCCACUCUACCUUCAACAUCCCCGCGGCCUUCAACGAGACGGUGGGCGUCAAUGGCGUCCCUCACCCGGGCAUCAACAAGUACACCCCGGACGAAGUUAGACGCUACUACGGAUACUACCAGUGGGUCUGUAUGGUGCUCUUCCUGCAGGCCGGCUGCUUCUAUGUGCCGCGCUACCUGUGGAAGUGCUACGAGCAGGGUCUCGUGCGCAGCCUGGUCCAGGACCUCGACUGCCCCAUCAAAGAGAAUGCUGAAGUGUGCCAGAAGACGGAGACUAUCGCCCGCUACAUGCGUAGCCACUUGGACAUGCACGGCCGCUACUUUGGCUGGUACGUGACCGCUGAGGUUCUCAACUUCGUCAACGUCAUUGGUCAGAUCCUACUGACGGACGCCUUCCUGGGCAACAUGUUCACCACGUUCGGUACCGACGUGCUCAGUCACCACAUCGAGGACCCGGACGUUCGCAACGACCCCAUGAUCUGGGUUUUCCCGCGCGUCACAAAGUGUUCCUUCCACCUGUAUGGUUCGUCCGGAGACGUGAUGAAGCACGACGCAUUGUGCCUGCUGGCACAGAACAUCAUCAACGAGAAGAUCUACAUAUUCCUGUGGUUCUGGUGGGUCAUUCUGGCCGUGCUCACGGGCGUCGAGCUCGUGUACCGACUGAUGACCAUCCUGUUGCCAAGAGUGCGCGAGGUGAUCCUGCGGUAUCGGGCCCGCAUGGCUGACCGGCGCAUGCUCGAGAUGGUCAUCAAGCGCGUGUCCACGUCCGACUGGUUUCUCCUGGACCUGCUCUGCAAGAACAUGAACCCAAUGCACUACCGCGCCUUCAUCAACGAGCUCGCCAAGUCGCUGGAGGACGAGUACGGCAAGAGGCUGCUGGCCGGCGUCGACACGUCCAACACGAGCACCGUGUGAAUGCGACUCGUGACGGGAGCCGCGGCUUGCUGGAAAAGAUAAGAUGGCCUUGUCCGCCAUGUCGUGACAGAACUUGUUUUAAUCAAAGCGCCUUGUUUGUUCCGCGAACCCGACAACCUUGCGCGCGAUAUGACAAGCGUAUAAGAGAUGCCAAAAUCGGUUUGUUUCCAUGUCAUAGGCUCAUGAUAUUUUAGAACCCGAAUCUGUUUCACUGCAGUAGUGGCGUCGUUUUUGUAUUUUUUUCUCUCUCUCUUUUGAAAGUGCAGCUUGAUGCGUUUCGCGCAUGUUUUGUACCGCGGCCUUCCUUGCCAGA